CACCAUUCUGCCAUUCUGUCCCUUCCCUCUUCCCCAAACCACAGUCCAUUCACUGAGAGCACAUGGAAGCCAGUAAAUCAAGUCAAAACUAUCCCUCUGAGAGACCCAUAUGGGUCUCUUGGAAAACAGGUUUUGAUGUCUUCUUAUUCUCACUCUAAAAAGGAUGAUUCCCCCCAGGAGAGGGAGGAACCCUUGUGGAGGGCAAUUUCCUGUCCUCUUUCUCCAAAUCACAGCAUCAUUUUCUGGUUCUUCUUGGGCCAUACCCUCUUCAGCUGCCAGUUUUGAGACGCUACAAUGUGAAAGACCUGUCAGCAGCCAGGACAGCAGCUGCCACACAGAUGAAGACUUGACAGGCCCAAGAGAAGUUGACUUCCAGCUCAAGGGAUACACUUUCAGUCAACCCUUCCAUCUGAUUGUGUCCUACGACUGGCUCAUCCUCCAAAGUCCAGCCAAGCCCAUAUUUGAAGGAGACCCACUGGUUCUGCGCUGCCAGGCUUGGCAAGACUGGCCACUGACCCAGGUCACCUUCUACCGAGAUGGCUCAGCCCUGGGUCCCCCUGGACCUAACAGGGAAUUUUCCAUCGCCGUGGCACAAGAGACAGACAGCGGGAACUACCACUGCAGUGGCGUCUUCAGAAGCCCUGGUCCUGGGAGCCCAGAAACGGCAUCUUCUGUGGCUAUCAUAGUCCAAGAACUGUUUCCAGCUCCAGCUCUCAGAGCCACACCCUCAACUGAACCCCAAGAGGGAGGCCCAGUGACCCUGAGCUGUCAGACAAAGCUGCCCCUGCAGAGGUCAGCCACCCGUCUCCUCUUCUCCUUCUACAAGGACAGUAAGACAGUGCGCAGCAGGGGCCUCUCCUCAGAAUUCCAGAUCCUCACAGCUUCAGAGGCACACUCUGGGUCCUACUGGUGUGAAGCAGCCACUGAGGACAACCAAGUUUGGAAACAGAGCCCCAAGCUGGAGAUCAGGGUGCAGGGUCCCUCCAGCUCUGCUGCAUCCCCCACCUUGAAUCCAGCUUCUCAGAAAUCAGCUGCUCCAGAACCUACUCCUACAGAGCCCCGUGAGCCUCUGCCUCCACUGCCUACCCCUUCUUCUGAGGAUCCAGGCUUCUCCUCUCCUCUGCAGGUACCAGACCCCCAUCUGCAUCACCGGAUGGGUGUUCUUCUCAAACAAAUGCAAGAUGUGAGAGCUCUCCUUGGUCACCUGCUCAUGGAGCUGAGGGACUUGUCUGGCCACCUAAAGCUUGAGACCACAAAGGGUCCUGCUAAAUAUGAGUAAACAAUGCAUCUGCAACUACCCCCAAUAAAUUCAACUCUUUCUAUUUUUUGUCAUUCUGUCCUAUACAUAUGCAUAAAUAGUUUUAUAAAUUGCCCAAUGUUUUGUUAGAGUUACAGAAAUAGGUGAGUAUAAAUAAAUUUGUACAACGU
Ceratotherium simum simum (southern white rhinoceros) is the source of this 1428-nucleotide messenger RNA. RefSeq names its product Fc receptor like A (gene FCRLA). Gene Ontology annotation, biological process: immune response; cell surface receptor signaling pathway. Lineage: Eukaryota; Metazoa; Chordata; Mammalia; Perissodactyla; Rhinocerotidae. Gene Ontology annotation, molecular function: transmembrane signaling receptor activity. Gene Ontology annotation, cellular component: external side of plasma membrane. The record is from RefSeq and is a predicted model, not a curated record.